This is a messenger RNA of Oryza sativa Japonica Group (Japanese rice), 1732 nucleotides long. RefSeq names its product cytochrome P450 76M5-like. Lineage: Eukaryota; Viridiplantae; Streptophyta; Magnoliopsida; Poales; Poaceae. The record is from RefSeq and is a predicted model, not a curated record. Gene Ontology annotation, molecular function: oxidoreductase activity, acting on paired donors, with incorporation or reduction of molecular oxygen; iron ion binding; heme binding.
AUAUACCGGAGACACGACACCUCCAGCGUUUGCGUACACGCACAUCCAUAAUGGAGCGCGACGCGUGGCUGCUAUGUGCAGCGCUCGCCGCGGCGACGGUCGUCUACUACCUCGCCUGCACGACGUCGCGCCGCGCGCAGCGGCGUCGUCUGCCUCCUGGCCCGACGCCGCUGCCGGUGAUCGGCAAUGUGCUCAGCCUGCGCGGCAACAUGCACCACGCGCUGGCGCGCCUCGCGCGCGAGCGGUAUGGCCCCGUGAUGGCGCUGAAGCUGGGCCUCGUCACCGCCGUGGUCGUCUCCUCGCCCGACGCGGCGAGGGAGGCGUUCACCAAGCACGACCGGCGCCUCGCGGCGCGCGCCGUCCCGGACACCAGCCGCGUGCGCGGGUUCGCCGACCGGUCCAUGAUAUGGCUGCCGAGCUCCGACACGCGCUGGAAGACGCUGCGCGGGGUGGUGGCCACGCACGUCUUCUCGCCACGGAGCAUCGCCGCGGCGCGCGGCGUCCGCGAGCGCAAGGUGCGCGACAUCGUCGGCUACUUCGCCGCGCACGUCGGGGAGGUGGUCGACGUCGGCGAGGCCGUGUACAGCGGGGUGGUCAACCUCGUGUCGAACGCCUUCUUCUCCGGUGACGUGGUCGACGUCGGCGAGGAGUCGGCGCACGGGCUACGGGAAGCCGUGGAGGACAUCAUCUUGGCGAUCGCGAAGCCCAACGUCUCCGACCUUUUUCCCUUCCUCCGCCCGCUCGACCUGCAGGGAUGGCGUCGCUGGGCGGAGAAACGCUACGACACGGUGUUCGACAUCUUGGACAACAUAACCAACAGCCGUUUGGCCGACGCCUCGGCAGGAAACCACGCCGGCGACUUCCUGGACUCCCUCCUCGGCCUCAUGUCCUACGGCAAGAUCGCUCGCGACGACGUGACAACCAUAAUGUUCGACGUGUUCGGCGCCGGGACAGACACGAUCGCCAUCACGGUGCAGUGGGCGAUGGCGGAGCUGCUCCGCAACCCGAGCAUAAUGGCCAAGGCGCGCACAGAGAUGGAGGACGUCCUCGCCGGCAAGAAAACCAUCGAGGAGAACGACACGGAGAAGUUGCCGUACCUCCGGGCCGUGAUAAAGGAGGCAAUGCGGCUUCACCCGGUGGCACCGAUACUACUGCCGCACCAGGCGGCGGAGGACGGCGUGGAGAUCGGCGGCUACGCCGUGCCGAAGGGGUCGACGGUGAUCUUCAACGUGUGGGCGAUCAUGCGUGACCCGACGGCGUGGGAGAGGCCGGACGAGUUCAUGCCAGAGAGAUUCCUGCAAAGAGCAGAGGUAGAUUUCCGAGGAAAAGACUUCGAGUUCAUGCCGUUCGGGGCCGGAAGGAGGCUGUGCCCGGGGUUGCCGAUGGCAGAGCGCGUCGUGCCAUUCAUACUGGCGUCGCUGCUGCACGCGUUCGAGUGGAGGCUCCCCGACGGCAUGUCGGCUGAGGAGUUGGAUGUCAGUGAGAAGUUCACCACAGCCAAUGUUCUUACUGUCCCACUGAAGGCCGUCCCCAUACUUGCCUCUAGUGCUAGUGAACUACAAGCAAGCUAGCAGGAUAGCCUACCUCAUGGCGCAUUUGCGGGGCUACAUUUAAAGUUUAAAUAUCGAAUAAUACUAUCAAAUAAAGCACAGCUUCGGUGCAUAUUUAUCUUUUGUUUCUUUGUAAUCCUACUUGUUUUUAUAUUAAUGAAAUCAGUGUUUAAUAUAUAUCA